This is a messenger RNA of Trichoderma aggressivum f. europaeum, 1707 nucleotides long. RefSeq lists its product as uncharacterized. NCBI's taxonomy places the organism in Eukaryota, Fungi, Ascomycota, Sordariomycetes, Hypocreales, Hypocreaceae. The coding region runs from base 1 to 1707 and encodes 568 amino acids. The record is from RefSeq and is a predicted model, not a curated record. The transcript has 3 exons.
AUGUCGCCGGACAAAGGCCAAGGAACAAUCCCCCUCGACGACAUGCGAAACCGAGCAUCUAAUGGCCACGCGGUCCUCCGCAAGGAGAGAAAACCGACCAAAUCCAGCGACAAGGACGAGGUUGAAGAGAAGAGCAAGGACGGCAAGAAAGAGAUGGACCAGAGUGACGACAAACCCGGGAACAGCCAGGAACAGCAAGAGGAUGCACCUGUCGAAGUAGACCUCCUUGACUUUUCAGACGAAGUCACCGAGCCCAUCGACCCAGAGCUUGUCCCUGCGAGGAAGUACACCUUGAGCGUACCAGCUCCUUUUCUCGACGAUACCUCUGACGACGGCUUUGACUUGACCAACAUUCCCGGCUCAAUAUACGCAUCAGCAGAGAGCUUCGAUAGUAUGGAGAGUGAAAGCUUUACACCGCGGCGACGCCUCUCCAUCGGACAGCGCGAUGAGCUCCGAGAUCAGGCCCAGCUCAGGCAGCUCCAAGACUCCAUUGCCAGGCUGACGGCCGAAAAAGAGAGCGCCGAAAGAGAGGCCGGCAGGGCGAUGCAGCAGAUACAAGAUUUGAAACAUUUGCUCAACUCUGACAUGGAGGAGAUUGCCAAGGAUGCGGACUCGCUUGGUCAAGAGCUGAGCAGGCUCAAGGAGGAGAAUCGCCUGUUGCGAGAGGAAUUAAACGAUGCGCAGUCGCACAUCUUCAGUCUCCAGCCGUAUCGUAAGGACCUUACGCCGGAGGAAGUAGGACGGCAAUACGACGACCUCAUUGAACAAGUCCAAGAUUGGGUUCAAAAAUUCAUGGAACCCUGGUUGGAUGACUACGAGUCUGGCAUCGAGGCUCUCGCCAACAGCGUCCGGAAGCAGUCUGGAGAAGCGUCCAAGUUUAAGAAAGCUCUGCACAAGCAUCCAGAUCUGGUCCACGCCUGCCUUUUCCCCGAGACGGACGAGGACAUUAUUGCCGCCCUCAUUCUGCGAUUUCUCAAUGAUCAUAUCUUCCAAAAGGUCCUUUACGGCUCUGCUCAGAACUAUACUGAGAUGGUGAGCUUUAUCGAGACGCAGAUGCAGACUUCGGUUGAGCCAAAGAGAGACUUGUUUGCAGUUCGCACAUGGACUGCCGAAAGCUACAGCGCCCUGAUGAGCGCGCCGCAGUUUAAAUCGGUGCGCACGCGGCGCAGCAGGGACCUGACGCUGGAUCUCGCAGAUAUCCUUCGCAUCUUUUGCAAAAAAGACAAGUUUCAGUGGUUUUGCCAGAACAUGGAGGAGAACUGCGUCAAGCCCGCCAUGGCGCUCUACGAAAAGAUCCAGGUGUCUACGCACCACUUCUAUCUCGACAUCCAGCCGUACAUCUCGUGGAGCGGCUCUCGGUUCGCGCUCUCGCCAGAGUUUGUCGAAAACGUCGACAAGCUUGAUUGCCGCAACAUUCUGCAGAGCAGGAAGGCCUUCAACAUGGCCAAGCUUGAUCCUCGACCCACAAAGAAGGAGCUCUACCUGGAUCUGUUCAACGUGUGCACCGUUGUCCCAGCUCUGUACAUCCGCCAGAUUGGGCAGCGUGACGCCAUCAAGGCCCCGUCGAUUGUACGCAAGCAGCAGAUGCUGGUGGCCUGGGGCCCCGAGGAGAAGAGGGACAAGUUUGUAGAAGACGGCGACCCGUCACUUGUCGCUUACCUCUGCUUCCCAAAGUCGCGGAAGAAAGGAGAAGGGUGGCUGGGUUGA